Messenger RNA from Penicillium antarcticum, 2769 nucleotides. RefSeq names its product mitochondrial elongation factor MEF2. The transcript has a single exon. Gene Ontology annotation, cellular component: mitochondrion. The record is from RefSeq and is a predicted model, not a curated record. Gene Ontology annotation, biological process: mitochondrial translation; ribosome disassembly. Lineage: Eukaryota; Fungi; Ascomycota; Eurotiomycetes; Eurotiales; Aspergillaceae. Gene Ontology annotation, molecular function: GTP binding; GTPase activity. The coding region runs from base 1 to 2769 and encodes 922 amino acids.
AUGGUCGUGGCUCCAUUGUUGCGCUUCCCCCUGGGGAUGCGCUGUAUGAGCUCCAACUUGUAUAAAACGCAGACCAACAUUGCAAGCAGAAGCACGAGCUCCUUACUCAAGGGUCUCCGAUCCAACUAUUCGCAUCUCCGAAAUUUCUCGGCAAGUCCUGCAACAUGGCAAACCGAAGCUUUGGAUCGGACCCGAAAUAUUGGCAUUAUCGCCCAUAUUGACGCCGGCAAGACCACUACCACCGAACGCAUGUUAUACUACAGCGGCUUCACAAGGCGUAUCGGUGAUGUGGAUGAAGGAUCAACAGUAACCGAUUUCCUUCCCGCUGAGCGUGCGCGUGGUAUCACCAUCCAGUCGGCUGCCAUCACCUUCCACUGGCCUCCUGGAGAGGUAGAUGGAUCAACGCUCCAGCAAGCUGGGCCUGAUGGUGCACCAAUUCCGCGCUCUGCAUCUCCGCACACCAUAAAUCUGAUUGAUACACCUGGCCAUGCAGACUUCACGUUUGAAGUCAUGCGGUCUUUGCGCAUUCUCGACGGUGCAGUCUGCAUUUUGGAUGGCGUUGCUGGUGUUGAGGCACAGACGGAGAAGGUCUGGAACCAGGCAAGCACAUACAAAAUCCCUCGAGUCAUCUAUGUGAACAAGCUCGACCGUGAUGGGGCCGCUUUUGGCCGCACGGUACGGGAAGUCAGCUCUCGUUUGGGUGUAUAUCCGGCAGUGUGCCAAAUCCCAUGGUUCCAGGGCAGCAAUGGACCCUUUGUUGGAGUAGCAGAUGCAAUCAACCUCCAAGGACUGAGAUGGAAGGAGGGAGAGGACGGCCGCGCUGUGAAGAUGGUUGAUCUACAGCAGCUAGAGGCCGAGGAACCGUCCUUGGCUCAGGAAUUGCGACGUGCACGUAUUGCAUUGAUCGAGCUGCUCAGUGAACAAGACGAGGCCAUUGUUGAAAAGUUCUUCGAGUGCGACGAAGAUCAUCUUGCCGUCUCGUCCGCUGAUAUCAUCGAGAGUCUGCGCCGCUGCGUGUUGGAUCAGAGCAGCCGGAUCGUUCCUCUUUUCGCAGGUGCCAGUUUCCGGAACAUGGGAGUCCAACCAUUGUUGGAUUCUAUUGUGAACCUUCUCCCCAGUCCACCAGAGGCUCCCGAUCCAGAGGUCAGUAUCGGCGGUGUCAAGGGUGGUCUGCGGAGACUACUGUCUGGAGGCCUGAUCAUCGAGCAGGGUGAACAGGCCGCUGCACCAUCAAAAGGCAAGCAACACAAGAGGAAGAAAUCAGCAUUGCAAUCCGACUCCAAGGAUGCAAUUUCCAAACUUCAAAGCUGCGCAUUGGCAUUCAAGGUCGUCAAUGACCCGAAGCGCGGAGUUCUCGUCUAUGUGCGAGUGUAUUCCGGCUCAUUAGACCGCAACAGUCUACUCUUUAACACGAACCUGCAUGUUUCUGAGCGCGCUCCUCGUCUACUCAAGAUGUAUGCCAAUAAUGCAGUGGAAGUGGACUCGAUUCCCGCUGGACACAUUGGAGUAGUGGUCGGACUCAAGCAAACCCGAACAGGCGAUACUCUCGUAUCAUACGCAGGAAACAAAGCCACACCCCCAGAGCCGCUCACCAGUCUCCAACUGCGACCAAUUGCAGUUCCACCACCAGUAUUCUUCACCAGCGUUGAACCUCACAGCCUGAGUGAAGAAAAGCGCAUGCAUGAGUCACUCGCACUCCUCCUACGUGAAGACCCUAGUCUGCACGUCACUAUGGACGAAGAAUCAGGCCAAACUCUCCUGAGCGGCAUGGGAGAACUCCAUCUCGAGAUUGCUCGCGAUCGACUAAUUAACGACCUAAAGGCUAAGGCCUCAAUGGGCCACAUCGAGAUUGGAUACCGCGAAUCAGCACUCGGCGCAUCAAACCCCAUAAGCAAGAUUUUCGACAAAGAAGUCGCAGGCCGCAAGGGCAAAGCAGGCUGCACAGCAGUAGUCAAAGCACUAGACGAAGACGCCUCGCCUGCAGAGGUCGACCAAGACACGCUCCUCAUCGAGACCUACGACGGCAACCAGAUCAUCAUCCGCGCCCCAGGUCUCCAAGUCGAACACUCGCGCGAUGAAGAAACAAGCCCAUUUCUCCCGCCAGGCAUGGAUCUCGUCACCUUUCGGAUGGCCCUUCAAAACGGAGCCAUGGCAGCCCUUGCUCGUGGCCCCCAAUUUAUCUUCCCAAUGCAUAAUGCCCAAGUCACACUCACCAUCGACCCAGCCGCCCACCUCUUCGGUAAUGAAACAACAACCUCUGCCCUCUCCGCCGCGGCACGGCAAGCCACUGCUGCUGCGUUGAAGGAUGUGCAAGCUGGCGCCGGUACGUCGAUGAUGGAGCCAGUGAUGAAUGUUAUCAUCAGCGUGGACGAGGCUAGUCUCGGUUCCGUUGUGCAUGAUAUUUCGUCCUCCCGUGGUGGACAUAUCAUUUCUCUCGACGAGGAAAUACCCCUGUCAGAGACGGAUGCGUCGCCGACUUCCGAGUCUACGUUUGAGGAAGAACAAUUGCCUCCUAUUGACCCGAAGCGUGUUUAUGCACCGGCGGAUCCGUUCGAGACUCCCUCUGUUGGUGUUGAGAUUCCUGUUUCUACUGCUCGGCCACGUACUAUCACCGCCAAAGUGCCGCUUAAGGAGAUGGUUGGGUACUUGAAGCAUCUGCGCAGUUUGACUGCUGGCCGAGGCACUUUCGUCAUGAGUGUUGAUCGGUUUGAGAACAUGUCUUCUCAGCGACAAAAGGCUGUUCUUGCGGAAUUGAGAGGAGGAUUCUGA